This is a messenger RNA of Sipha flava (yellow sugarcane aphid), 1254 nucleotides long. RefSeq lists its product as uncharacterized. Bases 1 to 1254 code for a protein of 417 amino acids. The record is from RefSeq and is a predicted model, not a curated record. The transcript has a single exon. NCBI's taxonomy places the organism in Eukaryota, Metazoa, Arthropoda, Insecta, Hemiptera, Aphididae.
AUGUUUUCGGAUUCACUGCGUGCUCAUAUAUCGGCACUCGAAGCGUUAAAGCAACGACCAACCGAUUGGGGUCCGCUACUAAUACACAUAAUAUGUUCAAAAUUAGACUCAAACACGCUCACUGAAUGGGAGGUGAAAUCGCCAAAAACCGAAAUUCCAAAGAUCGAAGAUCUAAUGAUAUUUUUAAACGAUCGUGCACAGAUUCUAGAAGCAGUAGAAUCGUCGAAAAAUUUUAUAAAUAAUAUAAAUACUAUAUCGACAUCGGAAAUUAAAGACAAAGUUAAUCGAAAAAAUAGUCACAAUAAAACUCGCACAACUUCUAUGGCGUUCACAACCACCACCGAAGUAAGCUGUUUUAUAUGUAACUUAAAACAUACUAUUUACAAAUGUCCCACGUUUUUGGCACUAUCAAUAAACGAUCGUAUUAAAAAGGUUAAUGAAAUUGAAUUGUGUAAAUUAUGUUUACGUAAACAUGAUUCAAAAAAAAGGUGUUUAUCCCGAAAUUGUUUCAAAUGCGGAAAAACACAUAAUACAUUACUACAUAUUGUCCAACAUAAAAUUAAUAAUAAUGCGAGAUCGACAACGGAAGAAAAAUCAAAUCCCUCUUCAACUCAAAUCGACGGAAAUUCCACGAUAAGCGCGCAUUCGCAUGACAAAAACCACGAACAGGUACUUUUAUCGACAGCGAUCGUACGAGCAUUUGGCGAAAAUAAAAGUUCAUCAUUAUGUCGUGCUUUAUUAGAUUCCAGUUCACAAAGUAAUUUCAUUACUGAAGAAUUGGUACAAUGCUUAAAAUUAAAAAGAACGAAAACUAAUCAUCAAAUUAGUGGUAUCGGAACAACAGUACAGCAUGCCCAUUCGUACGUUAUCGCUCAAAUGAAAUCAAAAUUUAACGACUAUAGUUUUACCUUAAAAAUAUUAGUAGUGCCGAAGAUUACGAACGAUAUACCGGCGAAACACAUAUAUAAUACAGGUCAAGUACCGCAGAACGUAAGUUUAGCUGACCCACUAUUCUGGUCUCCACAGAAAGUUGAUUUAUUAAUAGGCGCGACACAUUUCUACGAUUUAAUGGGUGAACGUCGAAUUAAACCUGCACCAAACGGUCCAAUAUUUCAAGAGACAAAGCUCGGAUGGGUAGUAUCGGGGCCUAUACAAAUGUACAAUCAUAAGGUUGAACCGUUAAGUAACAGUAUCUGUCACACUGCGUUGACACAUACCGACUUGACAUUAGAAAAUAUGUUACCACGAUUUUAA